Molecule: messenger RNA, 1743 nt
Organism: Cydia amplana
Lineage: Eukaryota; Metazoa; Arthropoda; Insecta; Lepidoptera; Tortricidae
Exons: 2
Coding region: 385-1743 (452 amino acids)
Molecular function (GO): nucleic acid binding; zinc ion binding
Source: RefSeq, a predicted model, not a curated record
AGAAUUAUAAAUUUAGUUUUAAGAAUUCAGGUGUGUGACUACUUAUAAGGAAUUAACAUAAAUAUUAUGAGAAUUACCGAUAAAAGUCCGAAAUUCGUUUCAUAUUUUAUCGAAAUUUGGAGGGAAUUAAUUUGACGUUGGCAACAUUGAAGGUUGUACAGUACUCGUCCCUCCAUUUCGAAUUGUUGGCGGACGGUCUGCGUACAGUCGCGAGUUCCCCAGGAAGGUUCCUCAAAUUAUACAGGUUCAGUGAAUUCGCCACCGCCAACCAUACCGGACAAGACAACACAUCGUAUUUGACGAAAACCCCGGAUAAGACAAAUAAAUACUCGGACAAGACUAUUUCUCGGCUUAGACAAGACCAAGGUCUAGACAAACGACAGAAUGGAUGACAUUCUUUUAGCAAGGCUUAGGCUCAUUAACGACAAACUCACAACGGACUUAGAAGUAAUACCUAGUACUGUUAAUUUAGAAAAUUUAGUGCAGGCUCAAAUGACCUACGGUAAAUUAGAGGCAUCUCUGAAAAGACUUAAUGGAGACCUGAUGGAGUACUUUAGGCUAGCUUCGACACCCGCAUCUGAUGAAAUCUGCUUGAUAAGUGGGCUUCAGCUUCAAGCAGAGGAGACUUUAGCUGAACUUAAGGUGAAGAUCGACCAGAUAUCUACAUCAAGCAAACCAUCAGAGAAGCUGACUGAAGCGAACUCCUCGUGCAGACUUCCUAAGCUCCAGCUGCCGGUGUAUAAUGGGGAUGUACUGGCGUGGUAUGAAUUUUGGGAUGCCUUCAGAAGCAACAUCGAUGCAAGGAACCUGCCGGAUGUUGACAAGCUUUCGUAUCUCAAAACUUCAGUCACGGGAGAUGCCAAAAAAGCUAUAGACGGUCUAUCAACUACUAGCAACAACUACGCUAUCGCCGUUUCUAUUCUGAAAGAAAGGUUCGGGAAAACUUCACAUCUCAUAGAUGCGCACUAUGCAACAUUAUAUAAGGUUAAGAUGGCCAAAGGCAAUGCGGAUGACUGUAGAAGGACUUUCAACGAAAUCGAGCGGAAUCUCAAAAUUUUAGAAUCACUAGGUGAGAACAUCAACCAUAAUCAUCUACGCUUCAUGCUACUGGAGAAGUUUCCUUCGGAUCUAGUAUACGAAAUAAAACUGAAAGUUAAUGAUGAUUCCAUACAAGAAUUAAGAAGCCAAUUAGAUAAAAUUAUUACAGCCAAAGAGGACGCUGAAAGGAUUUCAGGUAGGAAACGCCCUCAAGACACAGAAGCUAGUACGGUCGGGACUCUUCAUGUAAAUGCAAAACGUGCAAGAUACGCAGACCAAUCCCAGCCACAACACAGUAACAAGAAGAAACAAAACCAACAAGGAGGCUUCAACAGAAGACCAAUGCAGAAGAAUAAGUUUAAUGGUUUCAAGAAACGUAAUAAAGGCAACGGAUCGAACCAAACUUCAACUUCAAGCAAGGAUCAAGCAGAAACUCGGCAAAGUCUUCCAGGAUUUAAGAAGGGAUUGAAGUGUAUAUUUUGCAAAGGGGACCAUUAUAAUGAUAGUUGCCCUGAAGCAUCUACUUUAGCAGAAAGGAAGAAACGACUUGCAGGACGAUGCUACAUCUGCCUCAGUCAGGAUCACCUAGCAAAAGAUUGCCGGAAUAAUAAAAGGUGUUUCCGUUGUAAAAGAGAAGCACAGCAUAAUAGAGCAUUAUGCCCUUCAAAUUUUCAGAAGGAUACAACGGAGAAGAGUCAGUCCUGA